Aspergillus campestris IBT 28561 is the source of this 553-nucleotide messenger RNA. RefSeq lists its product as uncharacterized. The record is from RefSeq and is a predicted model, not a curated record. Bases 99 to 410 code for a protein of 103 amino acids. The transcript has a single exon. NCBI's taxonomy places the organism in Eukaryota, Fungi, Ascomycota, Eurotiomycetes, Eurotiales, Aspergillaceae.
CUACGACGUAGUAGCCGGAAAGAAUGUGGUGUCCAUAAGCUGCAACGUGUAGACAUACACGGGAACAGGAAGAAAUGAAGUGGAGAUGAGGUUUGAAGAUGAAGUUGAAGAUUGAAGCAACGAGUGCAAAGCAAAAAGAAAAAGUCAAAAGCAGAGAAGCAAAAUCCCAGACUUUAAUUCUUUUCCCUUUUCUUUUAUUUUUCUUUUCACGAUGCUAUGGAGACCGAACCAAAGCGGAACCAGAGACCGUGGCGGGGAAAGGUUUCCAUUAUAUAGAGCCGGUCAAGGGGAAGUGGUGGUCGUGCAGUGACGAUUUGUCCAUGACUAUUGCACCAUGGGGUCUCAUUCCCAGGUACGCCCAUUUAGGGUCACACGGGGUGGAUUUUUUAAUAUUAUUUGUUCUUUUUUAGUUAUAUUAUUUGAUGUUUCUCCCUUUUUUGUCAGUACUAUUAAUUCAUUCGUUUCUUGGCUACUCCACCGCAGCAGUUCAACUGGAUAUCCAUCGUGGAUCGAGAUGGAGACGAUGGACCUUUUUUGUCCUUUCUUUUUUCUU